AUGCGGCAGCUCCCAACGUCACGAGCCGGGGUGCGGCGGCUCCGCAGAGGGGCUGGCUCAGCCCGGGCCCGGCUGCCGCAGUGGCCUCGGGCGGAGGCGGGGGACGGGGACAAAGGGGCACCCCAAGGCUGGUGGUGGCGGCCGGGGUCGCGCCUGGCGCGGUGCCGGGGCCACGCGGGCGACCACGGCCGGAGAUCGGGGCGAAGCCGUCGCGCUCAAAGUCACGCCAAGGAUGGCGACGGGCUCGGCCUCGCCACGGCCCCCGGGGACCGCUGUCCCCAAGCCACUGCGGCGCCAGGGCGGGGUCCCCCAGCUUCCCAGGCCCGGCACUGCGGCCGCGUGUCCCUUGCUGUCCCCAGGCUGGGCCUGGCUGCCCCCGGGGCUGCCUUUGGCAAUGGUAACAAACGCCCAACGGUGCAGCCCCCCAGUGUCUCCCAGUACAGGGUGGAGGUUAUUGGUGCAGGGUGCAGCCCCCCAGUGUCUCCCAGUACAGAUUGGAGGUUAUUGGUGCAGGGUGCAGCCCCCCAGUGUCUCCCAGUACAAUCUGGAGGUUACUGGUGCAGGGUGCAGCCCCCCAGUGUCUCCCAGUACAGAUUGGAGGUUACUGGUGCAGGGUGCAGCCCCCCCAGUGUCUCCCAGUAUGAGCUGGAGGUUACUGGUGCAGGGUGCAGCCCCCCCAGUGUCUCCCAGUACAAUCUGGAGGUUACUGGUGCAGGGUGCAGCCCCCCAGUGUCUCCCAGUACAGAUUGGAGGUUACUGGUGCAGGGUGCAGCCCCCCAGUGUCUCCCAGUACAGGGUGGAGGUUACUGGUGCAGGGUGCAGCCCCCCAGUGUCUCCCAGUACAAUCUGGAGGUUACUGGUGCAGGGUGCAGCCCCCCCAGUGUCUCCCAGUACAAUCUGGAGGUUACUGGUGCAGGGUGCAGCCCCCCCCAGUGUCUCCCAGUACAGAUUGGAGGUUACUGGUGCAGGGUGCAGCCCCCCAGUGUCUCCCAGUACAGAUUGGAGGUUACUGGUGCAGGGUGCAGCCCCCCAGUGUCUCCCAGUACAAUCUGGAGGUUACUGGUGCAGGGUGCAGCCCCCCAGUGUCUCCCAGUACAAUCUGGAGGUUACUGGUGCAGGGUGCAGCCCCCCAGUGUCUCCCAGUACGGGGUGGAGGUUACUGGUGCAGGGUGCAGCCCCCCCAGUGUCUCCCAGUACAAUCUGGAGGUUACUGGUGCAGGGUGCGGCCCCCCAGUGUCUCCCAGUACAGAUUGGAGGUUACUGGUGCAGGGUGCAGCCCCCCAGUGUCUCCCAGUACAGGGUGGAGGUUACUGGUGCAGGGUGCAGCCCCCCAGUGUCUCCCAGUGCGGGGUGGAGGUUGUUGGUGCUGGGGGCUGCGGGAGCUGCCCCAGCAGGAGGCCCAGAGCUGCUGAUUAAGGCCGAUUAACGAAGAUUAAAACCUCCCAGCAGCGUCUGCCAGGCCCGGCCGCCUCCCCCAGCCCUGCUGCCAGAGCCGGGGCCCCCGUGGGGCACCCCAGCCCGGCCAUGGGAUGUCCUGGGGUGCCCAGAGGUCCCCAAACCCCCAGGUCACCCUCCCAGCACCUUCGAUGUCCCAGGGAUCCGCUCCAGCUGGCGGGAAUUCCUGGGAGCGUUCCGAGGGAAGCGGCCCCACUGCUCCUUUCCUCCCUCUCUUUGUCCUUCCAGCUUCUCCUGCUCUUCCCCUCACCCCCGGAGCCCUGCAGGAUUCCCUGGAUCCAGCAACCAUCCUUCAAUAAAGCUGCUGAAACCCAU
Molecule: messenger RNA, 1770 nt
Organism: Motacilla alba alba
Lineage: Eukaryota; Metazoa; Chordata; Aves; Passeriformes; Motacillidae
Exons: 5
Coding region: 1-1416 (471 amino acids)
Source: RefSeq, a predicted model, not a curated record